Labrus bergylta (ballan wrasse) is the source of this 2138-nucleotide messenger RNA. It is a transcript of the gene spra, whose product is annotated as sepiapterin reductase a. Gene Ontology annotation, biological process: tetrahydrobiopterin biosynthetic process. Lineage: Eukaryota; Metazoa; Chordata; Actinopteri; Labriformes; Labridae. The record is from RefSeq and is a predicted model, not a curated record. Gene Ontology annotation, molecular function: sepiapterin reductase (NADP+) activity.
UUCUUUAAUGAAUGUGAUGCGGUUUAUGAGGAAUACCUGCAGCAUUUUGAAACACUUUGUUCUGCCGGUAAAUUAGUGUUAAACCGAGAGAUGGCGACAAUGCACAGCUUUCACCGCAGAUUAAAACCCGUGAAGAAGAGAGAUAACAUCUGUGCCCCGAACUUUUCUCUACAUCGUCUCACUUCGAGGGCUCUGUGCUGUAUUUCUUCUGCUCUGUUUCUGCACCAUGUCUUCCGCAGACCUGGGCCGGGCCCUUUGCAUCAUCACCGGGGCCUCCAGAGGCUUCGGCCGGACUGUGGCCCUGCAGAUGUCCCGGUCCGUGAAGCCGGGCUCUGCGCUCGUGCUGGCGGCCCGCUCCGGUGACGAGCUGCGGGCUCUGCAGGUGGAGCUGUCCGGGUCAGAGGCAGGCAGAGCCGGACUGAAGACUGUGUGUGUGGUGGCGGAUCUGAGCCAGAAGGAAGGCCUGGAGAGCGUCGUGAAGGCAGCUGCAGAGGCUUUUUCUGAGGACAUGGAGCACAUAAUACUGAUCAACAACGCAGCCUCUCUCGGUGACGUGUCCCGCUUUGCCAAGGACUUCACCAACAUGGCCGACGUUGACUCGUACCUGUCUUUCAACGUCAGCUCCUUCCUCUGCCUCACCGCCAGCAUCCUGCAGCGUUUCCCACAGCGCCCGGGUCUGAAGAGGACGGUGGUGAACGUGUCCUCGCUGUGCGCCCUGCAGCCGUUCUCCUCCUGGGUGCUGUACUGCAGCGGGAAGGCCGCCCGACAUAUGAUGUUCAGGGUGCUGGCUCAGGAGGAGCCGGACCUCAGGGUGCUCAACUACUCUCCAGGUCCUCUGGACACGGCCAUGCAGCAGGCGGCUCGCUCCAGCACGGGCGACUCCGAUCUCAAGAAGGCUUUCUCCGACAUGUUCUCCGAGGGGAAGCUGCUCACCUGUGAGGAGUCCUGCACGAAGAUGAUGAAGCUGCUGCUGGAGGACAAAUACACGUCAGGAGAUCAGAUCGACGUCUACGACCUGUAGGACGCUUCAGGCGAUAAAUGUGUGUGUGCCUUUUUUUUUUUAAAUUCAGACUCUGUUCAGGAAACCGUUAACGCUCAGUGUUAGAAGUCGUAAUCAGCCUCAGUUAUUGUGAAGACGUUUUGGGUCCGUUAAUCUUUGACUGGUCAUUUCAAUCUGUGGUGAAGUCUAAAGGUCGUAAACGUAAUGUGCCUUACUUUAAUUCAGGUCAAAAUCUCAACGUUUGAGGACAGAGUUUUUAAUUCUACAUGUCGUGUUAGACACAGAGACUGCCCUCUACAGGUUAGACCUGCUUACUACAAUUUAAUUUCUCUGAUCUGGAGGCAGGUGACUCCAGAUCAGAGACAUAGUCAGAGUGACUAUGCGUUGCCAGCUUUCGUCACCAAACCCGAUAAACACGACGUCACCUGACUCACAAACUAUGGAGGAGUGAAGUGGAUUGAUUCUAACUGAUGUCUAAGUAGCUUGAUGUGAAAUAUGGCGCCCGUAAAGUGCGAAGACAAGACUAUUUGUAACCAACUUCAAACCACAUUUAUGUCGUAAAAGUGUCACUGCUGCUUCAUGAGUCAUCGCUAAUGGAUAAAUUACCUCGCUAAACAUACUAAUAGGUAUAGACUGUAAGAUGUAAGCACUUCAGCCAAAACUCUAUGUUUAGUUACCCUUUAAGAUAUCUGUUGUUUAUCAGUAAAUGUGCCGUUUAUAGAUUAUAGAGUCAUCACUUUUUAAUUCUACUUUAACGAUGAACUCAGGCAUUUUGAUUUGUGAAAAUAAAAUGAAUGGAGAUUCCUCCGUUUUUAAUUUUCCAAUCACAAAUAUAGUUUACACAUUCCUAAUUAUAUGACGAUAUAUGUUUCUUCCACUGUGAUUAAAAAUGAAUGCUUUAUAAAGAUGAAUACCUCAGAUGUGUUUGUAACUCUGCACAUGAUGAUGCAACUGAAAUGAUGUAUUUAAAUUUUCUUUUUCUUUUUUUAAUCUUUCCAUUGAAGCUGACGGUUGAAGUCGGCCGCUCUCAUGAAAAUAAUGAUUUAUAACUUUGUUGUACCUUAAACUUAUUCCAUUUCUAAAAUGUUUCUUGCGAAUCAGGAAUAAUUCAUAAUAAAAUUUUAAUUCUAAACUCUGA